Molecule: messenger RNA, 3778 nt
Organism: Eubalaena glacialis (North Atlantic right whale)
Lineage: Eukaryota; Metazoa; Chordata; Mammalia; Artiodactyla; Balaenidae
Gene: SMPD4
Product: sphingomyelin phosphodiesterase 4
Exons: 20
Coding region: 52-2832 (926 amino acids)
Biological process (GO): ceramide biosynthetic process; sphingomyelin catabolic process; glycerophospholipid catabolic process
Molecular function (GO): sphingomyelin phosphodiesterase D activity
Source: RefSeq, a predicted model, not a curated record
GGCGGCGCAUUUCCUGCCAGGCCGGGGGAACGUGACGCCACGCGCAGCUUGAUGACGACAUUUCGGCGCCGGGUCGCCGAAUGGCGGCCUGGGUCCUUGAAACGGGAGACGCUGUGGUUCUUUCAGGUUAAUGGUGGGAAUCGCGCGCGGUCCGGCCCCGCAUCCCGGCGGCCACCCCGAACUUCCGCCGAAACCAGCUCUGUUCCCACGCGAGCCCCGGGCCUCGGGCCGGGCCGGCAGGGCGCCGAGGGCCGGGCUGCGCCCUCCCGUCGCCUUCCCGCGCACCUCGCACACCCCACCCCGUGGUCCUCUAAGACGGCCGGUCUGGACCCUGCCCGGGAGGCUGCCAUGGCAUUCCCCCACCUGCAGCAGCCCAGCUUCCUGCUGGCUAGCCUGAAAGCCGACUCUAUAAAUAAACCCUUUGCACAGCGGUGUCAAGACUUGGUUAAAGUCAUCGAGGACUUUCCAGCAAAGGAGCUGCAUGCCAUCUUCCCGUGGCUGGUUGAGAGCAUUUUUGGCAGCUUGGACGGCGUCCUGGCUGGGUGGAACCUCCGCUGCUUGCAGGGCCGCGUGAGCCCUGUGGAGUACAGCAUCGCCAUGGAAUUCCUAGACCCCGGGGGCCCAAUGAUGAAGUUGGUUUAUAAACUUCAAGCUGAAGACUAUAAAUUUGACUUUCCUGUCUCUUACUUGCCUGGCCCCGUGAAGGCGUCCAUCCAGGAGCGCGUGCUCCCCGACAGCCCUCUGUACCACAACAAGGUCCAGCUCCCCCCAACCGGGGGCCUUGGCCUGCACCUGGCCCUCAAUCCAUUCGAGUAUUACAUGUUCUUCUUUGCUUUGAGCCUCAUCACUCAAAAGCCGCUCCCCGGGGCCCUCCACGUCCGCACUUCAGACUGCGCCUACUUCAUCCUGGUGGACAGGUACCUGGCAUGGUUCCUGCCCACAGAAGGCAGCGUGCUCCCCCCUCUCUCCUCCAGCCCGGGGGGGCCCAGCCCCUCACCGGCUCCCAGGACGCCAGCCGUGCCUUUUGCGUCCUACGGCCUGCACCACACCAGCCUCCUGAAGCGACACAUCUCUCAUCAGACGUCAGUGAACGCAGACCCCGCCUCCCACGAGAUCUGGAGGUCGGAGACGCUGCUCCAGGUUUUUGUUGAAAUGUGGCUUCAUCAUUAUUCUUUGGAGAUGUACCAAAAAAUGCAGUCCCCUCACGCCAAGCUGGAGGUCCUGCACUACCGACUCAGUGUCUGCAGCGCCCUCCACAGCCCUGCCCAACCCAGCCUCCAGGCCCUCCACGCCCACCAAGAGUCCUUCAUGCCCACCGAGGAGCAUGUGCUGGUGGUGCGGCUGCUGCUGAAGCACCUGCACGCCUUCGCCAACAGCCUGCGGCCCGAGCAGGCCUCACCCUCCGCCCACUCCCACGCCGCCAGCCCCCUGGAGGAGUUCAAACGGGCCGCCGUCCCGAGGUUUGUCCAGCAGAAGCUCUACCUCUUUCUGCAGCACUGCUUUGGCCACUGGCCCCUGGACGCAUCGUUCAGAGCUGUCCUGGAGAUGUGGCUGAGCUACCUGCAGCCCUGGAGGUACGCGCCCGAGAAGCAGGCCCCGAGCAGCGACUGCCAGGCCCGGAGUGUGUCAGAGAAAUGGGCGCCCUUCGUGCAGGAGAACCUGCUUGUCUACACCAAGCUCUUCCUGGGCUUCCUGAGCCGCGCGCUGCGCACAGACCUCGUCAGCCCCAAGAACGCACUCAUGGUGUUCCGCGUGGCCAAGGUCUUUGCGCAGCCAAACCUGGCUGAGAUGAUCCAGCGGGGCGAGCAGCUGUUCCUGGAGCCCGAGCUGGUCAUCCCCCACCGCCAGCACCGGCUCUUCACGGUGCCCACGUUCACCGGCAGCUUCCUGUCGUCAUGGCCACCAGCCAUCACCGACGCCUCCUUCAAGGUGAAGAGCCAUGUGUACAGCCUGGAGGGCCAGGACUGCAAGUACACCCCAAUGUUCGGGCCCGAGAUCCGGGCACUGGUCUUGCGUCUGGCGCAGCUCAUCACGCAGGCCAAGCAGACGGCCAAGUCCCUCUCUGACCAGUAUGGGGAGAGCACGGCCGCCCGUCCCUUCCUGUCGUGGCUGGGCUUCUACCCUGCGGACACCAAUGGCUCUUACCCGGGCAAUGACCUGGACGAGAUGGGGCAGGACAGCGUCCGCAAGACGGACGAGUACCUGGAGAAGGCCCUGGAGUACCUGUGCCAAGUGUUCCGGCUCAGCGAGGCCCAGCUCGCCCAGCUCACGCUCGCCCUGGGGACCACGCAGGAUGAGAACGGGAAGAAGCAGCUCCCAGACUGCAUUGUGGGCGAGGACGGACUCAUCCUCACGCCCCUGGGCCGGUAUCAGAUCAUCAACGGGCUUCGGCGCUUUGACAUCGAGUACCAAGGGGACUCGGAGCUGCAGCCCAUCCGGAGCUACGAGAUUGCCGGCCUGGUCCGAGUGCUCUUCCGACUGUCCUCCGCCAUCAACCGCAGGUUCGCAGGUCAGAUGGCGGCCCUCUGUUCGCGGGCCGACUUCCUCGGCAGCUUCUGUCGCUACCACCUCCUGGAGCCUGGGCUGUCGGACAGGCGCCUGCUGAGCCCCGUGGGGCGGGAGCGUGCGGCCAGCCUUGCCCGGGGCCCCCGGCUCAGCCUGCGCUUCCUGGGCAGCUACCGGACGCUGCUGGCCCUGCUGCUGGCCUUCUUCGUGGCCUCUCUGUUCUGCAUCGGGCCCCUGCUCUGUGCCCUGCUCCUCGUGCUGGGCUAUGUCCUCUACGCUGUGGCCAUGACGCUGCUAACCGAGCAGGGCAAGCUGCACCAGCUCUGACUGCGGGCCGGCCACUGCCCCCGGGCACCGGGGAGGCCACUCUGCACCCAACACCUGUCACCUUCGUGCUUCCAGGGGGCGUUUACUUGCAGCCCUGGAACCAUCUGAAGAGAACCUGAAAGGAGAGGGCAGGGCCAGGCAGAGAGGUAGCCACGCGGGGCGGGCAGCCUGCCGGCCCUGGGCCUCCCCCUUUCCUCAGCCAGAGGGCCUGCAGGGCGACGCCUUUCUUUUCCUCAGCGUGUGAAGCUCAGGAGUUGGGCCUCCCUGGAUGGCCUGCGGCCUCUGCCCUUGCCGCCCUGGAGGUGGGCGGUGAGACCCCAAGAUGGGAACCCAGCCUCUGGCUCCAGAGAAGAAUCAGCCCCUAAAAGAGAGCCCUAAGAAAAUUAGACAGUGGUUCUCCUCUGUUUCAUGAUUUUAAACCUGAUUUUGCUGCCGCGUUUGGCAAAGCUAGGGCCACUGUAUUUUCCCAGUAGUUCCAAGUCUGGGCCACAUGCCUGCUUUUGAGGAGAGACCCUUCGAGAACACAGAUGCCCCCAGGCCAUGGAGCAGGUCGUCAGGGCCGUCACCACCUUGUUCCCUGUGGGUGGUCUACAACCAAAGAUGGUCAAAAGCAUCGUUUUUAUCUUCAAUCAAGCGCUCAAAGACAGUGAUUUUUUGGUAACAUUUAAAUAUCCAAAGUAUAUGACGAAUGCGAGUUCACUGUCAGAAAUCCUCACAGCAUCUCACACGCGUUUCAUUCUACAGAUGACGCACCAGGGAGAACUUUUCAACUGAGAUUUUUUAAAAGCCUUAGUCUUUGGUGUAUUUUUUUAAGUUUUCAAACUGUAGGUAUUGGGCUUUGUAUUUUGAUGUAAACUCAGAGUAGUGGCAUUUGGGGCCUGUGACCAGUAACCAAACCAAACUUGUAACCGACCAUGGAUCUGAAUAAACCUGUUCUUGGUCCUGA